UCACGUUUUCUUUGGGUUUGAGUUUUACGUCGUUUUGAAAGCGCUAGAUCAACUGGAGCUUUUCUGGCGCAGUAGAUAGAUCUAGAGUCAGAGUAGGACAAACGGGAAGAGACAGAGUUUCCCCCCUAGCCAAAGCACUCCACAAAAACCUCCCACCAUGGACAUCUCGGAGAUGAUAGAGAAAGAGAAGAAGAGACAGGAGUUGGUGGCAGACGAGAAGGUCAAGGCCAAACUGCGCCGGCAGAUCUACAUAUUCAACAAGGAGAAGGCUUCCUUCACGCGUCGAACGGCGCACGAGAUCAACAAACAGAGGAGAUGCCUCAGUCUCCUCGAGAAGGAGAAGGACACCGAACUGGACAACUUCCUGGCCAUGAGGUCCCACGCCACAGAGAUCAAGUACAAGAGAGAGAAGGGCGUGGUCACUGACCUAGUUAAGACGACCGACGUCGUGAGGUCACUCUUAGAGCAAGAGAAGGGGAACACACGGUCACUGGGGAAACAGCUGGACAACCUCACAAGAGAGACAUGGGACACAAAGCGAAAGACCACCGAAAUGACCAUGGAGCAGGCAAAGGCCAGAGUUCCCUGUCCUAAGACAAUGGAUAACCGUAUAGAGUGGUCUAGCGGCAAGUUCCACCUCCAACUUGCCAAGAACCGCGAGCUGCAGCAGAAGAUCGACAGCGCCAUCUUUAUCCGGGAGAUCUACCGGAAGGAGGAGACUCGUCUACAAGCCGAGGUGGAGAAGAUCAACGAGAAGAUCUCGCAUAUUCUCGUGGAGACCUCGGAGAUCUACGAGAAGCGGGAACGCGCCGAGGCGACAAAGGUCAAGGUCAAGGACCACCUGAACAAAGUGCGGGACAAGUUCGAGAGAGAAAUGCAGGUCAUGAGUCUUUCCCUGAGCGAGGAUAAGAAGAUGGAGACUUUCAUGAGGACAAAACACAAGGAUGUCACGCAAUACUUGAGGCAUCAGAGGGAGGUGGAGAUGCAGAAAGUGGAGACUAUGUCCCGACAGAAGGACGAGUUCACCAAAGCCUUUGACGAGAUCAAGAAAGCCACGGGCAAAAAGGACAUCAAUCAGAUCAUCCACGACUUUAUCGAGGCGGAGGAGGACAACUUCGCCAUCUUUCUCCACAUAGACUCGCGCCCUCACCGCCAACAAGCAAGAGCUAACAGCUGACGAGGUCAUGCUCACCCGGAAACCUUCCAUCCAGAUAGAACCACGCGCCCCGCCCAAAACGGUCACCGUCUCGGCUCUAAGAGACAAGGAGGAGAUCGGCCCACAUGAGGCCUUGACCCACGAUGAGGUGAAGGACGUGGUGGUCAAGACCUUGCUGGACACCGCCAAGACUGGUGACGUCACACACCCCUCUGGUACGGGCGGGAACGCGCCCAAGCUGUGAAGGGUUGGAACUCAGACCCUAAGAGUUGUCGUAGAGUGUUUAGCUACUAUUUAAGUGCUAUCUAUUUAUUUUUCGAAACAUGCUUGACUUUUGUGUAACUGCGAUGGGUAUUCUUUUCUUCAAAUGCAAGACAAUUUAAUGAACAAGCUUCGAGAAGGUAUCAAUAACUCCAUUAUGCCCAAAAUUUUGAUUAGCACCUGAUUACACUGUGUCGUGACUCAAUUUAAAUCUACUUUUAUUCAAGAUAGAUGUGUUUGUGUGUAUAUGUGUGUGUGUAUGUGUGUGUAUGUGUGUGUGUGUA
Molecule: messenger RNA, 1701 nt
Organism: Aplysia californica (California sea hare)
Lineage: Eukaryota; Metazoa; Mollusca; Gastropoda; Aplysiida; Aplysiidae
Product: outer dynein arm protein 1
Source: RefSeq, a predicted model, not a curated record